AUUGUUGAACUCGAGACUGAUGAUUGAGAGAAACUGUAGAUGAUGAAGAUGAGAACCAAAUCCAUUCGGGUUAGGUCUUCGCGCAAAUCUCUCGAUCCUUCUAAUCCAUCCCUCGCUCCGCUUCCGGAUGAUGAAGCUAAUGAAAACUUUUGCUCUGGAGUGAUCAGCAACACACAAUGUGAUACCGAUGUUGAGAUUGUUCCUGAUACUUUUGAUGAAAGAGAUGUGCCACAUAAGAAGCGUCAUUGUCUUGGGACUAGUGUGACUACUGAUAGAGGAGGAUCGGUGGAGCCGCUGCUGGACUUGGAUGCUUGUAUUGUAUGUGAAGUUUCAGACGAGCGGGUAUCCCGUUGUUGUGGGGUUGACUGUCUUCUUUCGUUUCACGGGGAGUGUUUGUAUGCUGAGUUGGGUUCUAGUAGUAGCGAGGAUGUUGCAAAUCCAUUUUGUCCUUAUUGCUGGUUCAAGAUAGUUGCUCUGAAAUCCAAAACAUUGAGAGAAAAGACUGUUGAGGCAGAGAAGGCGGUCUUUAAGUAUCUAGAUAAAGAGAUGAAAGGCAGGAAUGGGGAUACAACCUUGUCUGGUGAUGCAAUUGGAAACCAAGAGCAGAGUACAGACAAAGGUGAUAAUUCAAGAGGUGAGAACAUGCUAUUAAUUGAGGAAAUCGAUCAACCAGGAGAGGAGAAAGGGAAAGUUGGUACUGAUAAAGUGAUCGACGAAGUUGGAGCAUCAGAGGACGAAGAGAGGGUAGCUACAGAAAACUUGCAAGACGCUGAAGAUGAUGACAAGGAUGAUGAAACAGCUAAAGAUCAAAGUACAAGAAUCCUGAAUACAGGUGCAGGGAAAAAGGGAGAUGUUUCUUCGUUUUUGUCUAUGCACGAAUCGUUUUCAGCAAAAGAACACAACCAUGUCCAACAGAAUGUGGUGCGAAGAAGAAGAAGAAGGAUAGAACUGAACACUAUUGAUAGUGAAAUCUCAUCAAAGGGAUCAAGUAAUGAACGAAAUGGAGAAGAUGUAACUGAGCAGGUAACUUCAUCGGUUCAAGUAACCUCCCCGUCAGGGAAAAUGAAGAACCAGCAGGCAACAACCAAAGUUGCGGCUAAGUCAAAGACAGUGAGGGGCAUUUCUUUCUUUAUGAAGGAUCAGAGAAGGAGGCUACUUUGGACGUACGAAGAAGAAGAGAUGCUAAAGGUGGGAGUGGAGAAGUUUGCAGCAGAUGCAAAGAAGAACAUGCCAUGGAGGAAAAUUCUGGAAAUGGGAGCGAAGGUGUUCCAUGAAACACGUACACCAGCUGAUCUCAAGGACAAAUGGAGAAACAUGCUCGGCGCAAGAGUAGGACCAGAAACGAACAAGGCAGCACACUAAAUCCUUACUGCUAUGUAAUCAAUAGUUAGUGUGACUCAUUUUGGAGAUGAAGCCAGACUUGGUGAAGUAAUGUGGGAGUUGAACUGUAUAAUAGACAAAAAUUCCUCCU
Messenger RNA from Arabidopsis arenosa, 1471 nucleotides. NCBI's taxonomy places the organism in Eukaryota, Viridiplantae, Streptophyta, Magnoliopsida, Brassicales, Brassicaceae. The record is from the annotation of a GenBank genome assembly.